CGCGCUUGUGCUGUUAAAUACCAGCUUUCUCCUACCUCCGCCGCUCCUUUCCAAAAACCCUCACCCUAACCCUAGCGCGGGCCGAGGUCCGGAGAGGAAUAGAGGAGAAGAUGAGUCGCGGGGCGAGCGGGGCGGGGGCGAAGGGAGGGAAGAAGAAGGGGUCGACGUUCACGAUCGACUGUACGAAGCCUGUGGAGGACAAGAUAAUGGAGAUCGCCUCCCUCGAGAAGUUCCUCCAGGAGCGUAUCAAGGUCGCUGGUGGUAAGGCAGGCGCCCUCGGCGACCAGGUCAUCGUCACCCGCGACAAGUCCAAGAUCAUCGUCACAUCCGAGGGCCCAUUCUCCAAGCGGUAUUUGAAGUACUUGACAAAGAAAUACUUGAAGAAGCACAAUGUGCGGGAUUGGCUUCGAGUGAUUGCGGCCAACAAAGAUCGCAAUGUUUAUGAACUGCGAUACUUCAACAUCGCAGAGAAUGAGGGGGAGGAGGAAGAUUAAUUGUUCUUCGCAUUUCUAUAUUUUAUGUUCAUUGAGUUAAAUUUUUUUUGGAAGGUUGCUUUUUAUCUGAGGCUGCAAUAUUUAAACUAUAUAUCCAUUGACUGGUAGUUGAAAGUGGCACAUCCUGCUUCCUCACACUCAUAUUGGCUUUUUAUCGUUGAUCGGUAUUUUCAUUUUUGCA
This is a messenger RNA of Phoenix dactylifera (date palm), 675 nucleotides long. Its product is annotated as large ribosomal subunit protein eL22z-like. Gene Ontology annotation, molecular function: structural constituent of ribosome; RNA binding. Lineage: Eukaryota; Viridiplantae; Streptophyta; Magnoliopsida; Arecales; Arecaceae. Gene Ontology annotation, cellular component: ribosome. The record is from RefSeq and is a predicted model, not a curated record. Gene Ontology annotation, biological process: cytoplasmic translation.